This is a messenger RNA of Podarcis muralis (Common wall lizard), 957 nucleotides long. RefSeq names its product olfactory receptor 5B21-like. NCBI's taxonomy places the organism in Eukaryota, Metazoa, Chordata, Lepidosauria, Squamata, Lacertidae. Gene Ontology annotation, molecular function: olfactory receptor activity; G protein-coupled receptor activity. Gene Ontology annotation, cellular component: membrane. Gene Ontology annotation, biological process: G protein-coupled receptor signaling pathway. The record is from RefSeq and is a predicted model, not a curated record.
AUGCAACUUCUAAGCAGCACCGAUAAGGAAAAUCAACCUAAUGUGACCGAGUUUGUCCUUAUAGGAUUUAGUAAUCUCCGAGAGCUGCAAAUUCUUCUCUUCUUGCUUUUUCUGCUUUUCUACAUGGUUACCUUGGUUGGGAACAUUCUCAUUGUCAUGCUUGUUAUAGCUGAUAAACAUCUUCAUACCCCCAUGUACUUCUUCCUUGGGAAUUUUUCUGGCCUGGAGACCUGCUAUAGUUCUACUAUUCUGCCCAAGACUCUGGCCAGCCUUUUAACUGGUGACAGAUCUAUUCAGUUCAAUCUCUGCUUUGUUCAGCACUAUUUCUUUGCAUCAUUUGGGGCAGCUGAGUGCUAUCUCUUAUCUGUGAUGUCCUAUGAUCGCUAUUUAGCUAUAUGCCGACCCUUGCAUUAUGCAACCCAUAUGAAUGGUAAGUUCUGUGUGAAGUUAGUUGGUGUCUCUUUCAUCAGUGGAUUUCUGGCUAUUUCCAUAACAAUAAUAUUAGUGUCCAGGUUAGCUUUCUGUGGCCCCAAUGAAAUUAAUCAUUUCUUUUGUGAUGUCUUUCCACUCAUAGAAUUGUCUUGCAGUGACACUAGUCUUUUGAGGAUUUUGAUAUUCCUUGUUGCUUCUGUAUUCACCGUUCCUCCAUUUUUGCUGACAUUGAUAUCGUAUGCUUCCAUUAUCACUGCCAUAUUGAGAAUCAAGUCCACCAGUGGCAGACAAAAGGCCUUUUCUACUUGCUCAUCUCAUCUUAUUGUGGUCACAAUUUUCUAUUCCACAAUAGCCAUUGUCUAUGUGUUACCAAACACUGUCACACUGAGAGACCUUAACAAAGUAUUCUCUGUUUUCUAUGCUGUCCUGACUCCCAUGAUAAAUCCACUUGUCUACAGCCUGAGAAACAAAGAAGUAAAGAAGGCACUGAAGAGACAGAUCCGUCAGUUGCUUGUAGAUACAUAG